ACUCAUUCGAUUAUGUGCAUCGUGUGCAGUAGCAAUUGAUGCAGGUUAGUUCAAUUUUUGUCCAAACUGUUUCACAUUGACUGUUUUUUUUUCUAUUUCAUAUUUCAUCACGAUACGUUUUGGAAACGUGAUGAAUUGAAUAAUCUACUCUUUAAGAUCUAUAUUAAUGGUUGUACAUUUCUUUUUGUGAAAAAUGGGACCAUCAUCGUCAUAUUGACUGGUUGCACAUUCUUGUAAUAAAUAAAAUCAUCAUUUAAAUUUGUCUUAAGAUAUAAACUAUAUAUAUCCCAUAAUGUCUGACAAUAGACGAAAUGAUCUCUACAUCAAUGCCAACACUCCAUCACAUCUAAUCAACUAUCGACCGAAUGUCUCGCAUCAACUACAACAACCGUCUUUUGAUCAAAUAGCAUUGCAGCAGCUAUUAUCAAAAGAAAAGAAAGAUGUGUCAAUAGCUGCUGGUUUGAUUCGUAUCAUCACGAAACCUGAUCAUAACUGCUUCAACGAAAUGAUUUUGACCAAAAGCCCAAUGACAAUUGGUCGUGAUCUUAAAUCGGAUUUUCACAUCACAUCUAUUGAAAUUUCUCGAGUUCAUGCACGAAUCUUCAAUCUAGGUUCAUCUUGGUAUCUAGAAAACUUACGCAGCACAAAUGGUGUAUAUGUAAAUGGUCAAAAAGUAGCUUGGCGAGUGCGUUUGACCGACAAUUGUUUUGUGACAUUUGGGCCGUUUGAAAGUUCGAGUUUUCGUUAUGUUUUCGUUGAAAAUUAUCAAGUUUUUAUGAAUAUGCAAAGAAAUGCGACAUUGGGCAAAACAAUUCAAUGCUCAUUUGUGCUUGGUGCUGGUACAGCUACUGGUGACAUUACCCAUCUGUCUACACAACCUGGUGAAGAUGAUAUAAAACGUGACUUUGAUCGUAAACAUUUCGAACAAUCGAUGACAAUCAAUUUGAUGAAAAUUAAAUCGGAUUUUUCUAAAUUUGAAAAAGAUUUCAAAAACAAAAAACAAGAGUUGGAUUCAAUUCGUGCAGAAGCAGAAAUGGUCGGAAAGGAAUUGAAACGGAAAGCAGAAAUGGUGAAAGGUCCGGAUGCUUUGAAAAAUGUUCUUUUAAAUGAAAUAUCCUGCUCCGUUUGCUGUGAUAUAAUGCACGAACCAACCGUUCUCAAUUGUGAACACACAUUCUGCUUCACAUGCAUCAAUGCCUGGAGUCGUCGCGGUAAACAACAGUGUCCCGUUUGUCGCAAGAAAUUUUCACGGAUGACCAAAUCUAUUCGAUUCCAUUCAUUGAUCAAUCUGAUUCUCGAUCAUUAUCUCAGUGAAGAAGAAAAGAAAGAGCGAAAAGAAUCGAUCGAAUCUCGGCUCACCGAUCCAGCGUUCACCAAUGAACAUAGCAAUGAUGAAUCGAGUUCACAUGGAAACUUGGAUGAAAUUCUUGCCGGAUUAGAUUCAUCGUUUCGUGAUGCAUUUUCUACUCUGUUGAAUUUUUCAAACUCUCAUCCAGAAUAUAAUGUUGGCAAUGACAGUUAUGUAAAUUUCCACGAUGCAGUAGAAAUUAUCGACGAAGAUGAAGUGGAUGGAGAGAAUGAUGCAAAUGGUAAUCUAUUCAUCUAUGUUGAUGAAAGUGAUGAAAAUGACAACGAUGAAGAUGACGAUGACGAUGACAACAACGACGACGACGAUGAAAGCGAUGUGUCAUUGGAUCAAGUAGAGAGUAUGUCACCAUCAUCAAAUUCUGUACAUGUACCGACAUCAUCCUCGCCACCGGUGUUGUCGAUAUCGUCAAACUUUCCCGAUCAAUUCCGUCUUCGACGAUUCUUCAAUUUGAUCAGCAGAGCCAAUGAAUCGAUGCUCAAUUUUGAUGAAAAUUUUGGAUCAUUUUCAAAUAAUCUGUUCACCACCACCACCACCACCACUGACAAUAAUAGUAAUGAUAAUGAUGAUAGCAACGAUUCUCAUAAUGGUGAUGAUGAUGCAGAUGCAGGUGGAAUUUCGGACAUUCAUGCCGAAGAAGAUGAAGACGAUGUAAUGGAAGUGAAUAAUGAUCAAUCUGUCAUUUUCCUCGAUGAUGUUGAUAAUGAACACGAUGACAAUGAUGUGGAUGCUUCUGCUACUGCUGAUGCUGAUGCUGAUGCUGCUGAUCAAGGUUUAAACCAAGUUCGUAUUGCGAAUGGAGGUAGCAGUCGACGACGUGCCGUUGGAAAUGGUGGUGUUCGUAAUUUGAAUCGUAAUCGUCGUCCUGUCGGCAUUGGCCACAAUGCUUCAAAUCGUUGGAAUGUACGACCAAUGCGUAACAAUAAUCGUCAGUCUUUGAUUCAACAACGAUUACAUCGAAUACGGAAUCCGCCGUAUCCAAGUCGCAAUGGUCAAUCCAAUGAAUCUAUGCCUUUGGCUUGAUACUAUACUAUUGGACAAGUAAUAACUUGAUUGUGAUCAAAUGAUUCUAACUGGUCAUUCAUUUAAUAAAUUGAUUCGUUUCAAA
Dermatophagoides farinae (American house dust mite) is the source of this 2474-nucleotide messenger RNA. RefSeq lists its product as uncharacterized. The record is from RefSeq and is a predicted model, not a curated record. Gene Ontology annotation, molecular function: metal ion binding; protein binding. NCBI's taxonomy places the organism in Eukaryota, Metazoa, Arthropoda, Arachnida, Sarcoptiformes, Pyroglyphidae.